UCAUUCAGCCUUUGCUCUCUCUCUUGCUCCGAGUUGGUUAAAAAGCUCUUCCUCUAAGACCCAUUUUUAUCUCUAAUGGAGUACACACUUUUUUUUCUUUCUGGAUUUAAUUACUGUACAGUGGUCAAGAAGCUGUCAGCUGCACUGAUUACAUUUUUAAUUAUAUUCUGAAGUAUCUCUUGAGAAGUCUCCCAUGAACAAUAAUGUGUUUAUAGUUCGUGUGGUGUGAAGGUGAGAGAAUGGACAUUAACAUGGUGCUGGGAGGUCAGGACAGCGUGCUGUUGGCUAGCAGUCCUGACCAUACAGUCAGCCGUCUUAAGCAUCCCUGUGAGGAGCAGGAUCGAAGCUGCAGUCCUUCUGUCCUGCACUUCCUGACCAGCACAUGGAAGGACGGUCUUCUGAACCGGAAACGGCCAUUCGUAGGGAGAUGCUGUCACUCUUGCACACCCCAGAGCCAGGGGAGACUUUUUAACUCGAGCAUCCCUUCAUUAGGACUUCGUAAUGUAAUUUACAUCAAUGAGACGCACACAAGACACCGAGGCUGGCUGGCCCGGAGACUCAGCUAUGUGCUCUUCGUCCUGGAGAGGGAUGUACAUAAAGACAUGUUCGCCCGCAAUGUAGUAGACAACGUCCUCAACAACACCAGGGUGCAGAGCGCUAUAGAUGAGGUGGCAUCAGAGACAAGAACUGACCAGAAGGCUGUGAGCAAAGUGAGGCGGAAGGCCAGAGGCUUUCUGCAAGAAAUGGUGGCCAACAUCUCACCUAGCCUCAUCAGGUUGACAGGAUGGACACUGUUGAAGCUGUUUAAUGGCUUCUUCUGGAGCAUUCAGAUCCACAAAGGACAGCUGGAGAUGGUGAAGAAAGCCGCCUCUGAGUACAAUGCUCCACUGGUCUUCCUGCCUGUGCACAAGUCUCACAUUGACUACCUUCUCAUCACCUUCAUCCUUUUCUGUCACAACAUCAAGGCACCACACAUUGCAGCUGGCAACAAUCUCAACAUCCCCAUCUUUAGCACGUUGAUUCGCAAACUGGGAGGAUUCUUUAUUCGCCGUAAAAUGGAUGAGAACGCAGAUGGAAAGAAAGAUGUUCUUUAUAGAGCUCUGUUACAUGCGUACACAGAGGAGUUGUUGCAGCAGAAGCAGUUUUUAGAGGUUUAUUUAGAGGGCACACGUUCUCGCAGCGGAAAGCCGUCUCCAGCUCGUGCCGGCAUACUGUCCAUCGUGGUGGACACCAUGUGUGCCGGUGCCAUUCCAGACGUGCUGAUCGUGCCCAUUGGUAUCUCCUACGACCGCAUUAUUGAGGGCAACUACAACAGCGAGCAGCUGGGAAAGCCCAAGAAGAAUGAGAGCCUAUGGGGAGUGGCCUGUGGUGUGUGGAGAAUGCUGCGAAAGAACUAUGGCUGUGUGCGUGUGGACUUCACUCAGCCUUUCUCUCUCAAGGAGUAUCUUGACACGCAGCGAAGUCGAAAUCUGCCUGCUCCGCUGACUCUAGAGCAGAUCCUCAUCCCAACCAUCAUUGCAGCUCGGCCAGAUGAGGCUGUGUUUAAUAGAGAAGAAGAAGAACACCCGGAUUCCAGAGAGCUGUCUGACGAGCCCUGGAGAAGGCAGGUCAUCUCUAACCUGGCCAAGCACAUUCUCUUCACUGCCAACAAGUCCUCAGCAAUCAUGUCUACUAACAUCGUGGCCUGUCUCCUGCUGUACAGACACAGACAGGGUGUGUUGUUGUCCAAGCUGGUGGAGGACUUCUUCAAUAUGAAGGAAGAGAUCCUUUCACGAGACUUUGACCUGGGUUUCUCGGGGAACUCCGAAGAUGUGGUGAUGCAUGCGAUCAACCUCCUCGGAAAUUGUGUGAAUGUGACCAGCACUAACAGAAACACAGAGUUUAUCAUCGCACCAAGCAACACUGUGCCUGCACUCUUUGAGCUCAAUUUCUACAGCAACGGCCUCUUUCACGUCUUCAUUGCUGAUGCUAUCAUAGCCUGCAGUGCUUUGGCCAUGCUGAGGGAGCAGGUUGCAGAUGAUGAACUCGCCACAUCCUCCACUCUGCUUAGUCAAGAGAGACUAAUUUGCCGUGCAGCAGGGCUCUCCCACUUCCUCUCCAAUGAGGUCAUUGUUGCCCUGCCUUGUCAGACGGUCUACCAGGUGUUCCAUGAUGCCGUGACCAGACUGAUUCAGUAUGGAGUGCUGAUUGUCGCUGAUGUUGAUCAGGAGGAGCUGAGCCCUUCGGAGGAACCCUGGCCUAAGAAGUUCCCAGAGCCUCUGUCCUGGAGGAGUGAUGAGGAGGAUGAGGACAGUGACUUUGGAGAGGAGCAAAGGGAUCGGUAUCUGAAGGUGAGCCUGUCGUCUGAACACCAGGAGUUUUUCACCUUUAUGCAGCGAGUGCUCAGCCCGGUGCUGGAAGCUUACAGCGGGGCGGCCAUAUUUGUACACAGCCUGCUCUCACCCAUGACCGAAAGAGACUACACACACAAACUCUUCAAAUACCUGCUUACACGCACUGAGAAAGGGGUGGCAGCCUAUGGAGAAAGCGCUACACACUACCUCGUGAAGAAUACAGUCAAAACAUUUAAAGAACUGGCGGUCCUGAAGGAGCGCUGUGAAAACGGUGUGUGUCAUCUGGAGCUGAGCCCUACGUUCCAAACUCAGGCCAAUAGAAACAAGCUCAUACAGUAUAUUCUGGGCUUUUGCCUGCUGUGAGUCGUCAGAUUUCUUUCUCCAUCUUGCUCAAGGGCUUCUACAGGCUACAACAAAUAUCAAAAAGUAAAGGUGCUAUUCUAUGGAAGAUUUACCUAGAAGUGCCUUCAGCAAACACCUAGGACUGGGUCCUGCCCAACUUACGCAGUUCAUUUCCUUCACACCUAUGAGGAUGGAUAUGCAGCUAGCUUGCUCAUCACUCAGACAGCUGUGAUCAUCACUGUUGUCUAAUUUGUUUUGCUUUUGCUUUAGGUUUCGUUUGUACCAUUUUUAGCUCUUUUGGAGCACAAGAAAGUCUCACUUUCUAUAUACAUGUUGCCUUCAAUUUAGAUCAGUGUACAUCAAGGAUAUCUGGUGUAGAUAAUACAUUAUAAGGGCAUUAAACUGGCUAGAAUUGCUAGGCAGCCUGUGCAUAGAAAGUGUAGCUCCUAACCUUCACUGUCCUGUAUGUGUAAAAAAAUAUUUAACCCAUUAACAAAUAUUACUGUUUAACUCUGGCAAAAAAAACAUGACAUCUUAACUGUUACCUUUUCCUACACUCAUUAGAUUAGAAUAUAAAGAGACAUAGAUUACCCUUGGUCUAUAUUUCACCGAAGUCGUAGGCAUGUAAUAAUCGCAUGUAGUAAUUGUCCUAAUUUUGUGAAACCGUUCUUCAAACCCUGGACCCGAGACACCAUGCGUACAUUUCGAAUAAAAUUUUCAAGAAUUACAUUAUAAACUUUCAGUAAAGAGAGAGGGAAGACAGAGGUCAUUUCCCACAGGCUGUUUUAGCUCACGUCACGGUACUUCUGUAAACAAAGGUGUGUACUUUACACAGCAGAAAGUUAAAGUACAUUACAAUGAUGUUGAGUGUGACUAAUUAAUGGAGGGCAAAAAAAACAACAAAAAAAAAAAGGGACCUAAAUUGUUAAAAAAAAAACUGCCUAGAUUAUCUGCAGGAUUUUUUUCCCCAAAAAAUGGCAGGAUUUAGAAAAAAAAAUGCACUUUAGUAGAUAUAUAAAAUAUAAUGCAGAUCAUGUUCAGAUAAUUUUUUUUUUUUAACCUUUUUUUUUUUUUAUGUGAGUUGAUGUUUAAGGAAAUGGUUUAUUGUGUAUGAAUUCAACCCCAAAAAGGCUUAUACCUUUUUUUUUUUUUCUUUUUUUUUUUUUUUUGUCAUGCAUGAUAUUUACACUUUCCGAAUUAAAAAAACGAAUCCUUUCAGGUUGGUGCUUUUAUUGUGCAGUUAUCACAGUGUUGAUCAUGAUUAGUAACAAAAGGCUUUCUUUAAAAUUACACGCGUCAUUUAGCGUUCAGAGUGCUGAACCCUUCUUUAGGCUUUUUUUUUUUUGUGGUAGUCAUAUCACAGUUCUCCUUUUCUUGAUCAUAACUUAAUAUUCAUAAAGAAUGCCUUAGAUAUUCUUGACUAGUGCACUACGUUUUUUUUUUCUUUUUUUCUUUGAAAUGCAGAAAGAAUGUAAAACGUCGUAUUACUUGUGUGCAUGACGUCUUUUAUUGGUUUUAUUGUACUGUGGUAUUUUUUUUUUUUUUUUUUGAGUAAUGGAGAAAUAGUGAGGCUGAUGAUUCAUAAAUGUCAUAAAUGAGUUAGAUUGCUUGAAUGCUCUUGUGAAUGUAUAGGUAAAGUGCAAUUUGUCUGCAUAUGUACAGAGCAAUGCUCUUAAUUAAAAAAAAAAAAAAAACGCUUAUUAUGGGCUGCUUAGAUGAAAAACAAGGAUAUGUCUGUUAAAUGCUUGUUUGCCUGACCUUUUUUUUGACAUAGAAAUUGUAAGACUUUGCCAAAACAUACUUGUUGAACAAGGCAAAAUAUGAUUAUAUAUGUGAUGAGUUGCUGAAACAUUUUAUGAAUAAGUAAAGCAUAUCCUGAUGCGGUCAACAUGAACUAUGUGUGUAAAUUUCCCCCCGGUAUGAAUAAUGCUGUGCUCCUCAGUGCUCUUUUACAAGAUCAGUGAUUAACAUUCAUAGCUAGUAAUGUGUUUAUUAUGAACUCAAACAUAAGCAACAACAUUUAUUAGACGUUUUACGAUUGGCUGAGCAGCUCAUAAAUGUUAAAUAUAUUCUUUAAUGAGUGUUUUUAAAUGCAGUGUCC
Hemibagrus wyckioides is the source of this 4776-nucleotide messenger RNA. It is a transcript of the gene gpam, whose product is annotated as glycerol-3-phosphate acyltransferase, mitochondrial. Gene Ontology annotation, cellular component: mitochondrial membrane; plasma membrane. The coding region runs from base 240 to 2696 and encodes 818 amino acids. Gene Ontology annotation, biological process: phospholipid biosynthetic process. Gene Ontology annotation, molecular function: glycerol-3-phosphate O-acyltransferase activity. NCBI's taxonomy places the organism in Eukaryota, Metazoa, Chordata, Actinopteri, Siluriformes, Bagridae. The transcript is spliced from 21 exons. The record is from RefSeq and is a predicted model, not a curated record.